Molecule: messenger RNA, 1622 nt
Organism: Ochlerotatus camptorhynchus
Lineage: Eukaryota; Metazoa; Arthropoda; Insecta; Diptera; Culicidae
Product: trimeric intracellular cation channel type 1B.1
Exons: 4
Coding region: 249-1076 (275 amino acids)
Biological process (GO): potassium ion transmembrane transport
Cellular component (GO): membrane
Molecular function (GO): identical protein binding; potassium channel activity
Source: RefSeq, a predicted model, not a curated record
AUUUGAAAACGGAGAACACGUUCGUGAAAAACCUGGAUAAGUAUCGAAUAUUUGGGUUUAUUACAACCAAAUCCACGCGUGAUCGAUUUCGCCUGGUGUCGGCCGACACCCAGGAAGAAAAACGUGUUAAGAGGGAGAGGAGAAAUUUUCGGUGACAUCGUCCUCGCGAAAGUCAAGUGUGAGGUGAACGAUUUUCACGGCCAGACUAGCGCUUGUGGAAUCGAACUCGACCAACAAAAACACCGACCAUGGAUCCGGAAGCAUUCCUCGAUAUCGCCAAUCAGGUGAUAAAGCUGAAGAUGUUCCCCUACUUCGACAUUGCGCACAGUUUACUGUGCGCCUUGUCGGUUAAGGAGGAUCUCGGUGCCGGAGCGCAAGCAUUCUCCCGCAAGCACCCGCUUGCAUGCUGGCUAUCAACGAUGCUGGUUGUCUUUGCCGGUGGAAUGGUCGCGAACGGACUGCUGGGAGAACCGAUCCUUGCCCCGUUGAAGAACACCCCACAGUUGCUCGUGGCCACGGCUUGCUGGUACAUUGUUUUCUACACUCCAUUCGACAUCGGUUACAAGGUUGCCAAGUUCUUGCCAGUGAAGCUGGUUGCCAGUGCCAUGAAGGAAAUCUAUCGCGCCAAGAAGAUCCACGAUGGUGUGACCCAUGCUGCCAAGUUGUACCCUAAUGCGUUCAUCAUCAUGAUCAUCAUCGGUACUCUGAAGGGCAAUGGAGCUGGUUUCACCAAGCUGCUGGAACGAUUGAUCCGCGGUGUAUGGACUCCAACUGCCAUGGAAUUCUUGCAGCCAAGCUUCUACACUAAGGCCUCGCUGAUUGCAUCCAUUAUUUUCGUGUUGGACAAGAAGACCGACCUGAUCUCCGCUCCACAUGCCCUCGUCUACUUCGGCAUUGUGAUCUUCUUGGUUUACUUCAAGCUGUCGUCGAUACUGCUCGGCAUUCACGAUCCAUUUGUGCCAUUCGAGAACCUGAGCUGUGCAUUGUUCUUCGGUGGUAUCUGGGACAGUUUGGCUAAGAUCCUCGGCCGCGGACAGGCCAAGGAAGAGUCCAAGGACGCCAAAAAGUCCAACUAAGAAACGCGUCUGCCCUGGUGGUAGAUGCAACGCUCAAGACGACUUUUUACAUUAUUUUAGUUUUAUGUUAUUCCUGCGAUUUUGUUUUAAGUUUGUACACACAAACACACAGAUCGGUGCAAUGUGAACGCAAUGCCUGAGUGGCUUUUAAUUUUAAGAACGAACUACAAAUUAUAAUAGCUAGAUUGAGGCAUUCUAGUCAAAAGAUGAGACAUUUUGGAGACAAAUUAGAUUGAUGAGAAGAACGACCAACGGAAACGACAGGACUUAAAGCAACUUUCAACUAUCAUUCUCGAUUAAACUGAACCCAAUUCUCAAUGCAAAUUCAAUCAAAAUUGAAUACCAACACGACUGAUAAAAGCACGAUUUGAUCACAGUGGGUGAGAUUGAAUUGUCCUUUUACCUUGUUCCAAUGGUUCAAAAGAAAGCAAUACACUAUAAACGACAGUUGUUCUAGUAUUAAGAACGACCACAAGACAAAAACAUUCAUUUUACAAUUAUUGCAAAUUGAAGUUGGGCAAAUAUAUACAGAUGAUUCGAUCAAUA